CACUCUCUUUUCUCCUUCCACUGUCUUUUCUCCUCUCAUUCGAAUGAACCAUGGACUCAUAUAAAUACGUCCGAUCCUUCUCUCUUUCCAUUUUUUAUUCCUUCAUUCAACAGCUCAGCAGCACACCCAAUCCAGUCAUUUUUCACUUAUCACUAUUAUACUCGUUUAUUAAUACGCUUUCUCCCUACUCUCUACAACCCGUAAUUGAUCACCAUUCCAUUGCUUCUUCUUGCUCUCUAUCUCUGUCUCGCUCUCUCUCUCGAUUGCAUCACUUCUGCAUUUAGUUUCUGCCUCCUUUCUGCCCCUUUUCUUCUUAAUUUUUUCUCGAAUACAAUGUCGAUGGCUAUGUCGCUACCAAGUCCAGACACAAGUUGCGGCUCGCACCCACACCUGAGCCUCGUUAACUCGACAUCCGCGCCGAAACCCAUCCCCGCCAGCAACUACCUUUCCGAAGAAGAACGCGCUGGUUUUAUCGUCGCCUCCUCCACAAGAAGACCCUCGGUUCCACACUUCUACCCCGCCCCAGCCAUGUCUUCGCCUCCAUCGUCUGUCGCCUCCUCUCCUGAUGAGUCCGGGAUCCUCAACAGUGGCCAGCAUCCUUAUGGCUCUACUGCUAUUUCGCCAAUCUUGACCCCAUUCCAAUGGACGAGCGAUCUGCGCCAGUAUAUCAUGACCGAUAUCGGACCCCAGCCCUCAAACAGCCAGAUGCCAACACUCCGAAGCCAUUCACAUCUAGUCCGUCAGAUGUCGUGUUCAAAGAUCAGUCCUGUAGGGGGUGGAGCAUGUGGAAGCAAUAACAGCAACAGUGGUUCGAAUUCAACAACGGGGUCGGAGUCUGGUACUUCGACACCGAAUGGUGGAUACAGUCGAUAUUCAACCAUUACAGAUUUGUGCACUAUCCCGCAGGACGAGGUCUUGCCGCCGAUGGAAGUCCCACUUGAGCGGCGGUUCGCACAUGAGGAAUGGGACGAUGAGGACGAGUGAACGACGAGAAUCAAGCUCGUUUCCUACUUGCUUUUCUUCUUUUCUUUUUUUCUUUUUUCUUUUGAUAGUUGUCAAAGAGUCAGCAGAUAGCAAAUACGUAAAAUAAUAUGAAUUCUUGACACACAGCUGA
Gamsiella multidivaricata is the source of this 1114-nucleotide messenger RNA. RefSeq lists its product as uncharacterized. Lineage: Eukaryota; Fungi; Mortierellomycota; Mortierellomycetes; Mortierellales; Mortierellaceae. The record is from RefSeq and is a predicted model, not a curated record. The transcript has a single exon. The coding region runs from base 334 to 984 and encodes 216 amino acids.